UGGACGGACAGCGAGAUGAAGUGGCUCCUCUCUCCCUCUCUCAGGUGUCCCCUGUGUUGUUGUGCGGUAAACAGAUAACCUGCACUCGCUGCUGCUCACAGGGGACCUCGCUCAUGGAGCGGUGACACACUUUCGUUUCCCAGCAUGCAGCAGGAGCUUUGGCUGAGGGCUCUUCUUGAUACCCGCGUGUGCAAUGAGAUCGGCCGCUUCACAAACACUCCCGACUAGACCGUCCGAACAAGAACUCAAAAAUGCCUUAUCCAACAGCCUCGCAGGACACAACCACGUCUCCAACUCCAGCAGACCAGCACAGUCCAGAGCAAAGACGCCCACAGACACAUUUGAUUGUAGUUCUUUGCAUCAUCAUGGCGAUAAUCGAGAAAAUGCAGAUAAAUGUGAUAUUGCUGAGGGCCCCUGGAACCUGAACAACCCGGUGAAAGCCUCAAGGAGCCAUCAGGAGCUUCACAAAGAGCUGUUACUGGCCCACAAAAAGUGGGACAGAGGGCUGGUGGUGUGCUGUAAGCCGGAGCUUCAGAUGGUCCUGGAGAGGAGGAAGAGAGAGCAGACCCAGAGAGAGGAGGGAGAGCAGAGCAAGAGUCCCCUGGAGCAGGUGCUGCAAGAACGCCAGAGCAAACAUCAGGAGAUGAUGAAGGAGAAGGAAGAGGAGCAGAGGUUGCAUGAGGAGGUUCAGCUCUUGGAGUUUGUCCGAGUGAGACAGAACCUGAGGAAAGUCCACACAGCUCUACAGAAGAACCUCCACUCUUGAAUCUGACCAGCGCUGAUCUGACUAAAGGCAUGCUUCAUUUAGCCAUUCAGCUUUAUUUGCAAAUAAAGUACACAGUGUU
Molecule: messenger RNA, 845 nt
Organism: Sinocyclocheilus rhinocerous
Lineage: Eukaryota; Metazoa; Chordata; Actinopteri; Cypriniformes; Cyprinidae
Product: protein FAM107B-like
Exons: 5
Coding region: 194-766 (190 amino acids)
Biological process (GO): actin filament bundle assembly; regulation of actin cytoskeleton organization; actin filament polymerization
Cellular component (GO): stress fiber; synapse; neuron projection
Source: RefSeq, a predicted model, not a curated record